AUGAAGGAAAAAAUUACUGGGGGUCAUGGAGGAAAACCCCCAUCAGAGGGGAGACCACCGAGGAAAACCCCCAUCAGGAGGGGAGACCACCGAGGAAAACCCCCAUCAGGAGGGGAGACCACCGAGGAAAACCCCCAUCAGGAGGGGAGACCACCGAGCAAAACCCCCAUCAGGAGGGGAGACCACCGAGCAAAACCCCCAUCAGGAGGGGAGACCACCGAGCAAAACCCCCAUCAGGAGGGGAGACCACCGAGCAAAACCCUCAUCAGGAGGGGAGACCACCGAGCAAAACCCUCAUCAGGAGGGGAGACCACCGAGCAAAACCCUCAUCAGGAGGGGAGACCACCAAGCAAAACCCCAUCAGGAGGGGAGACCACCGAGCAAAACCCCAUCAGAGGGGAGACCACCGAGGAAAACCCCAUCAGGAGGGGAGACCACCGAGGAAAACCCCAUCAGGAGGGGAGACCACCGAGCAAAACCCUCAUCAGGAGGGGAGACCACCGAGGAAAACCCCCAUCAGGAGGGGAGACCACCGAGCAAAACCCCCAUCAGAGGGGAGACCACCGAGGAAAACCCCCAUCAGAGGGGAGACCACCGAGGAAAACCCCAUCAGGAGGGGAGACCACCGAGGAAAACCCCAUCAGGAGGGGAGACCACCGAGCAAAACCCCCAUCAGGAGGGGAGACCACCGAGCAAAACCCCCAUCAGGAGGGGAGACCACCGAGCAAAACCCCCAUCAGGAGGGGAGACCACCGAGCAAAACCCCCAUCAGAGGGGAGACCACAGAGGAAAACCCCAUCAGGAGGGGAGACCACAGAGGAAAACCCCAUCAGGAGGGGAGACCACAGAGGAAAACCCCACCAGGAGGGGAGACCACCGAGGAAAACCCCAUCAGAGGGGAGACCACCGAGGAAAACCCCAUCAGAGGGGAGACCACCGAGGAAAACCCCAUCAGAAAGGAGACCACGGAAGAAACCAUCGGGGAAUGCAGGUAUGCAAUAA
Messenger RNA from Rana temporaria (common frog), 1002 nucleotides. RefSeq names its product basic salivary proline-rich protein 3-like. The transcript has a single exon. Bases 1 to 1002 code for a protein of 333 amino acids. NCBI's taxonomy places the organism in Eukaryota, Metazoa, Chordata, Amphibia, Anura, Ranidae. The record is from RefSeq and is a predicted model, not a curated record.